AUUUAAUCCUUGGAGACCUUCUGGCAAACUCCAGAAGAGCUGCGUGAAGUUACAAGCAAGUCGUUGAUGCCACAGGAAGUCUGACCCCUCGUUCUGAUUCAUAACGGUGCCGCAGUGACAAGAUGGCGCACCUGGAUAACUCCACCCAGCCUUCCACAAGCUCUCCUCUUGACGUACAGCCUGCGCAAAGCGGCGGGAACGCAUACUUGUACAUUUUAAUGGUCAUCGGCUUCUACGGAGUCUUCCUGUGUGGCAUCAUGCUGGGCUACUUCCACUCCAAGAGAAAGGAGAAGAGGAGGACCAACAUCUUCACGCGGCUGGUGCACGAGGAGGAGCAGCGGGAGUGGGGCGCGCUCCCCAAGAAGCACAGCCUCUGCUUCUCCGCGGAGGCCGCCGGGGGAGCGCGCUCGCUUAACCUGGCCUUGCCGUUCUGCGGUAACCACGACAACCCCUUCGGGCAUCUCCGGCAGCAGAGCCCGCUACCCUCUCCGCUCGCGUGCGCGCUCUGCGCGGAGCAAAGCAGUGUCAGCUCCCUGUGCUCCUCCGCGGACACGCGCUUGGCCAUCGAGGAGGAGGAGUCGGACAGCGGUAACGGGGAGGGGCCGGAGGAGACCCCCAAGAGGGCGGCGGAGAACAGCGGGGAGGACUCCGGCUGAAAAAAACAUCAACAACAACAAGGAAGGAAUGACGCGCAACAAGCCCCGUCAGAAGUGAGUGAAGCAAAGACUAGAACCGGAGCCAAAUGAUGCUCAAAACCCAGAGGUGGGAAAAAAGUGCUCUCAUUUUGCAAUUAAGUGGAAUUACAGGCCAUUGUGUACAAAAAGAGCCUUCUGAUUCAAGUCGUGUAAUUAAAGUCAGACUCUGAAAAAGGAGAACAUUUAAAAGUACAAAUAAACGUUGACUGUCAAUUGCAUACAAAUUUAAUACUUGGCACAGAAAAAAAGCACACAAAACAGUUAACCUCUGAUCCACUUGCAUCACUAUAUAAAAAAAAAAAAAAAAACAAGACAGAGCACGCUCUAAGAUAAUCGUAACAGAAAAAUUGUUCUGACAUCAAGUAUCAAAAUGGCUGUCUUUUGGUGUAUUGCAGCAACAUAAUGAAAGUGACAGCUUGAAUCUCAAAGAAGGACCACUUGUAAAAUAAGCACAAAAAAGGAACUCAAAACGGAUUGGUGUCGGCAACAAUGCCAAUCCAUUUUCGGGGGUUGUGAAAAUUUGAUGCCCUACACCCGACCACAAUUGGUGUUCGGGAGUGUAAAAAGUUGUAUUCUCUUCUGUUUUCGUUGGUAAAAAAGAAAAAAAAACUUAUAUCCUACCCGUUUACGAUCUCAAACCCACCCAUGCUUGCAUAAAAUAGAUCACUGGGGGGCUUUGCACGGUACCGGUAAGUCUACGUGGGGCUAACAAGCCAGCAAAACGCAACUGAGUGGGACUUUUUUUUUCAUACAUAUCCUUUAUUUAAUGCAGAUGUGUAGAAUAGACUUCCUUCAUUUGCUUAAUAAUGCUGUUUUGGAGUAGUGAACAGGAAAACACACCCAAGAAGUCCUGUUUUGCUUUCUCUAUUGAUUGUAUAUACUGUAUUCUUUUUCUGUGCUAUUUAGUGUAUUUGCAUUGAAAUAAUAAUAAAUAGCUUGAAAAUAUG
This is a messenger RNA of Syngnathoides biaculeatus (alligator pipefish), 1642 nucleotides long. RefSeq names its product potassium voltage-gated channel, Isk-related family, member 4 (gene kcne4). NCBI's taxonomy places the organism in Eukaryota, Metazoa, Chordata, Actinopteri, Syngnathiformes, Syngnathidae. Bases 123 to 656 code for a protein of 177 amino acids. Gene Ontology annotation, molecular function: voltage-gated potassium channel activity involved in ventricular cardiac muscle cell action potential repolarization; potassium channel regulator activity; delayed rectifier potassium channel activity. The record is from RefSeq and is a predicted model, not a curated record. Gene Ontology annotation, biological process: ventricular cardiac muscle cell action potential; regulation of ventricular cardiac muscle cell membrane repolarization; negative regulation of delayed rectifier potassium channel activity. Gene Ontology annotation, cellular component: membrane. The transcript has 2 exons.